CGUUCUCCAAGUUCCGUGUGCUGAUUUAAGCCAUCAGCCACCUUGUUCUCGUCGAAGGCUGAACGGGUAUAAAAGCCUGCAUACUAUGUGUAGAUCACAUUGAAAAAAAAAUAAGCUUAUCGUAUCCAGCUUCCUUCACAAGCGGUUAUUCGAAAUAUGGGGCCCACUCUCAGUUCACUUCGAUUCCGCUGGUCUUAUUCCCUUCGGGAGCCAGUCUCAGGGGGGGCGAAAAGGCAGCCUGAGCCCAAACCACAGGAUUUGAAAUCUUUCAUACAACCUCUAAUAACAUCUUUUACCAAUGAGAUUGGUUACUCUCCUCUCAAGAAUACUAGCAACGAUGUUUUAUGGAAGGCUAUGCGUACACACGCGGACAGCACAGGUGUACCUUAUGAAGAGGGGUCGCAUUCAUGGCUGAUGUUUAAGGUUGGAUAUGUAUAUCCAGUCGUCUGUUUCCCUCAUCACCCGUUUGAGGUUCAGCUCUAUAUCGGAAUAUACUCAUGGUUUGGCCUUCUCCUAGAUGACCAGGCUGCGGAGUAUCUCGAAGAGUUCUCAAUGUUCCAUGAACGUUUCUGCGCGGAUGAAAAACAACCCAUUCCCCUUCUACAGGCUUGGGCGGAUCUCAUGAAACUGACCUUCAAGUAUUGGGAUCCGCUUGUGGCCAACUUUAUCGUCACAGCAUCUCUCAACUUCCUAAACUCUAAUGCUCUUGAGGCCAGGAAGGAAUUCCAUCAGAUAGAGCGCACAAAAGCAGGUCGUAGUUGGGCAUGGUUUCUUCGAGAGAAAGAUGGUGUAGGGGAAGCAUAUGCUUGGUUUACAUUCCCGAAAACACUUUGUCCUGACAUUUCACUUUUUCUUGAAGUAGUUCCUGACAUCUCCAUAUGGAUUGGACUUACAAAUGAUGUACUAUCGUUCUAUAAAGAGGAAAAGGCUGGCGAGACUCGCAACUAUAUUCAUAACAGGGCAUGGUAUGAAGACAAAGACCCCCAGUCCGUCUUCGAAGGGAUCUUGGAUGAGAUAACGACUAAAACUCAGCAAAUGCGACUUGUACUGAAGGAUCGAGAGCCAUACCUCAAGCUAUUAAACUCUCAUCUCCUCGGAUACGUUGCAUUUCAUAAGCUGAACAGUCGUUACAGACUAUGGGAGAUUGGCCUUGGAGAAGAUUCCACGGACCGAACUGUGUUAGAGCACUAACUGGCGCAUUACUCGCUUUUGCAGGAACAAAUAUAAAGCGUCAAGCUCAAUUUGAGCCAUACUGUCUACAUAUUUUCAAAAUGAGGAUCCAGAAUCGGUCGAGUGUUAAACUUUCUCGACUCCAGAUCUUUAGCCUUCCAAAUCCAC
Molecule: messenger RNA, 1338 nt
Organism: Fusarium verticillioides 7600
Lineage: Eukaryota; Fungi; Ascomycota; Sordariomycetes; Hypocreales; Nectriaceae
Exons: 4
Coding region: 157-1191 (344 amino acids)
Molecular function (GO): carbon-oxygen lyase activity, acting on phosphates
Source: RefSeq, a predicted model, not a curated record